GAGUGUGCACUUGGUGUUUGUUAGAGUUAGAAAAUGGCGGAAGCAAUUUCUCAGGAAGAAGACUCUUUCACAUGUCCAGUGUGUCUGGAUCUGCUGAAGGAUCCAGUGGCUAUUCCCUGUGGACAUAAUUUCUGUAUCAGGUGCAUUGAGGGCUGCUGGGAUCAGGAGGACCAGAAAGGAGUCUACAGCUGCCCCCUGUGCAAACACACCUUCACUCCCAGACCUGUCCUCUACAAGAACCCUCUGAUUGCUGAAAUGGUGGAGAAAUGUAGGAGGAUCAGAAUCCAAGCUGCUCCUCACAAUUAUGCUGGACCUGGAGAUGUGGAGUGUGACGUCUGCACUGGGAGAAAACUCAAAGCUGUGAAGUCCUGUCUGGAGUGUCUGGUGUCUUACUGUGAAACUCAUUAUAAAGUUCACAAUGAAGUUAAUCCUGGACGAAAACACUCAGUGAUUGAUGCCACAGGCCCGCUACAAGAGAGAAUCUGCUCUCGUCAUGAGAAGGUUGUUGAGAUAUUUUGUCGUACCGAUCAGAGUUGUAUCUGCCUUAUGUGUCUGAUGGACGAUCAUAAAGGCCACGACACAGUCACAGCUGCUGCAGAAUGGACUAACAAACAGAAGCAGUUGGGGCAGAAUCAGAGGAGAUUCCAGCAGAGAAUCCAGGAGAGAGAGAAGGAGCUGCAGGAGCUGAGGAAGGCUGUGGAGACUCUCAAGGGCUCUGCACAGACAGCAGUGGAGGACAGUGAGAGGAUCUUUACUGAGAUGAUCCGCUCCAUUGAGAGAAGGCGCUCUGAGGUGAAAGAGCUGAUCAGAGUUCAGGAGAAGGCUGAGGUGAGUCGGGCUGAAGGACUCCUGAAGAGAAUGGAGCAGGAGAUUGCUGAGCUGAAGAGAAGAGAUGCUGAGCUGGAGCAGCUUUCACACACAAAAGAUCACAUCCAUUUCCUCAAGAAUGUCCCAUCAAUCAAAGAGUCUCCUCACUCUAAAGACUUACCCAGCGUGACCUUCAAUCAGAGUCUCUCUUUUGAGGCUGUGAAGGAAUCUGUGUCUGCAGUGAGGGUGCAGCUGGAUGGCAUCUUCAAGCAGGAAGCCGCCAAGAUAUCUGCAGCAGUGACACAUAUCCAGAUCAUCCAGUCUUUAGAAUGCAGGUCUGUCAAAAUUGCAUUCCCUUCUACAGUUGAGAUAAAAAAAAAGGGUACUGAUCCUGAACUCCCAGUCAGAAGAACUCACAGUAAGGAACGUCUGCCACCUGCUAUGUCUGAUGUCCAGGCUGUUUAUCCUGAAUCAGUGACCAGAGAGGAGCUCUUGCGGUAUUGCUGUCACUUCACACUGGAUCCAAACACAGCACACAGAAACCUCUAUCUGUCUGAGGGGAACAGGAGGGUGGAGUGGAGACAUGGGCUCCAGUCAUAUCCUGAUCAUCCAGAGAGAUUUGAUGGGUUGCCUCAGGUGCUGUGUAGAGAGGGUGUGUCUGGACGCUGCUACUGGGAGGUGGAGUGGAGUCAGGGGGUUCGUAUAGCAGUCUUAUAUAAAAGCAUCAGCAGGAAAGGAGUGGGUAAUGAUUGUGUGUUUGGACUUAAUGGUCAGUCCUGGAAUCUGUACCUCAGCAGUUUAAGCUCCUUUUUCUGGCACAAUAAGAAAAAGACUGAACUCCCUCCAGUGCACAGCUCCAAAAUAGGAGUGUAUGUGGAUCACAGGGAAGGAACUCUCGCCUUCUACAGCAUCACUGACACAAUGACCCUCCUGCACAGAGUCCAGACCACAUUCACUCACACACUCUACCCUGGAUAUUAUAUAUGUAGUGGAUCUUCAGUGAAGUUAUUGUGACUCACAUAUACAAAUGCUCAUAGUAAUGCUACACACACACAUACAUCCAUUCAUAUCACAUCUCAGCACAUAUAAAGUGUCACACAGGUACCCCUUAGUCCAGACCACAUUCACUCACACAGCUGUUGUGACCCACACUGUAUAAAGAUGGACAGAAAUGUAAAGACCCCAGAUGCAGAUAGAUGCUGUUACCACAUCCACACAGACCCCCAUAAACACAUCCCAUCUCAUCAGCACACACAUAAGCCACCACUCACAUGUAAGAAUCUGGCAGCUGCCUGAGAUUCUCUGUUGUUGGGGAAAACAAAAGCCCAAAAGCACUCCCUCAUCUCUGGACCCCAGCAGAUAUUACAGCGUCUGCACCCCUGGACCUCUGCUGGAACACACAUCAGCACACCACACAUACACUAUUGGGUGGGACAUGUGUUGAGGAGCCCAGUGUUUCACCCCCUCUGAUCCUCUCCCACAGUCCACUUCCUCUCCCUCCUGCCCCCUCCUGC
Molecule: messenger RNA, 2321 nt
Organism: Alosa alosa (allis shad)
Lineage: Eukaryota; Metazoa; Chordata; Actinopteri; Clupeiformes; Clupeidae
Product: tripartite motif-containing protein 16-like
Exons: 8
Coding region: 34-1821 (595 amino acids)
Molecular function (GO): protein binding; zinc ion binding
Source: RefSeq, a predicted model, not a curated record